GCUUUUGCCAGCUUGCCAUCAUCGAGCUCAUCCAAAUGGCUUGAGGCAGUGCCACGUCCCAUUACGUGUCUUGUCGUGCGCCCAAGCUUCACUGCAGAGGCAGAGAACGAGCCUUAAGAAUCGCCACAUCGCCCGAAAGGAAACGCGCUUCUUUGGCUCCUCAUCGACGUGUCACAAUGGCAAAGCCCAAGCAAGCUGCCGCGGAGCAGCCUCACGGCUACGAAUUCGGAGGCCCGCUGGGUGCUUUUGGAAUCUCCUUCGGCCUCCCCGUCCUCGUCUACCUCUUCACCUUUUCCUGCAACGACAUCUCGGGCUGUCCCGCGCCCUCGUUCCUCAGCCCCAAGACUCUCUCCCUGGAUCAGCUGAAGCUCGAGGUUGGCUGGCCCAAAGAUGGCAUCUGGGGCCUGGCCAGCUGGGAGGCAUCUGGUGCUUUGGCGGCCUACUACCUCCUCAACCUGAUCCUGUACGCGAUUCUCCCCGCGCAAAAGGUGGAGGGUACGGUUCUGCGCUCUGGUGGCCGCCUCAAGUACAGGUUCAACACCCUGUACUCCAACAUGGCCACUCUCGCUGCACUGGCCGCUGGAACAAUCGCCCAAGGCGCAGACUUCCCCGUCUGGACCUUCAUCAGCGAAAACUACGUCCAGCUCCUUACCGCGAGCAUCCUCCUCUCAUACGCCAUCGCCACCUUCGUGUACGUCCGAAGCUUCAGUGUCAAAGCCGGCAAUAAGGAAAACCGCGAGCUCGCCGCCGGCGGAUGCACUGGCAACAUGCUAUACGACUGGUUCAUCGGGCGCGAGCUGAACCCCCGCGUCACUAUCCCCCUCAUCGGAGAGGUCGACUUGAAGGAGUGGUGCGAGCUUCGGCCGGGUAUGAUGGGCUGGAUCAUUCUGAACUGCGCGUGGUGCGCCCAGCAGUACCGCAACUAUGGCUAUGUCACGGACAGCGCCAUCUGCAUCACCGUCGUGCAGGCGCUGUACAUCAUCGACUCAUGGGUGAACGAGGCCGCCAUUUUGACGACCAUGGACAUCACCACCGAUGGAUUCGGCAUGAUGCUGGCGUUCGGAGACCUCGUUUGGGUCCCGUUCGUGUACUCCCUCCAGACUCGAUACUUGUCGGUGUAUCCUCGCUCGCUCGGCCCCCUCGGACUUCUCGCCAUGGUGUCCCUCAUUGGCACUGGCUUCUACAUCUUCCGCUCUGCCAACAGCCAGAAGAACACUUUCCGCACCAACCCCAGUGACCCCAGCGUUGCUCAUCUCAAGUACAUCGAGACCAAGACCGGCAGCAAGCUCUUGACCACGGGCUGGUGGGGUAUCGCGCGCCACAUCAACUACUUUGGCGACUGGAUCCAGGCGUGGCCGUACUGCCUGCCCACAGGCCUUGCCGGGUACCAGAUCCUCGCUGCUGGCACGCCCACCGCCGAGGAGGCCUUUGUCAUGGCCGACGGCCGACAGGUGAUUCAAGGUGACGCCAAGGGCUGGGGCAUGCUCAUUACCUACUUCUAUAUCGUGUACUUCGGGAUCCUGCUCAUCCACCGCGAUGGACGAGACGAUCUCAAGUGCUAUCGCAAGUAUGGCGAGGAUUGGAACAAGUACAAGAAGAUUGUGCGAUGGAGGAUCAUCCCUGGCAUAUACUAGGCAGCUGAGAGCGGCCAGCCGAUUGUCUAGCUCGGAGAGCAAAGGAUCUUAUUGCUUCCGCUUGCCGAGAGAACCACCGAAGUAGUGAGGAAGCCAUAUUGGAAAUGACGGCGAAAAGCCUCAGUGUGGUCAGCAACCAAAAGGCAGACGGGAAUCGCAAGCAGGCUGUCAAUGACGCCCGUUGCGUCUGCAGCCGCCUACGGAAGCCAUUCGGCGUUUCUCGUCGAGAAUGAGAGG
Molecule: messenger RNA, 1871 nt
Organism: Trichoderma reesei QM6a
Lineage: Eukaryota; Fungi; Ascomycota; Sordariomycetes; Hypocreales; Hypocreaceae
Product: delta(14)-sterol reductase
Exons: 3
Coding region: 177-1634 (485 amino acids)
Biological process (GO): ergosterol biosynthetic process
Cellular component (GO): endoplasmic reticulum membrane
Molecular function (GO): Delta14-sterol reductase activity
Source: RefSeq, a predicted model, not a curated record